AAGAGGGUCGCGACCCACAGGUUGAGAACCCCUGAUCUAAAGUGAUAGUGAUAGGCCACUAACACUAAAGCAAAAAAGCAAAGAAAUAGAGUGAUAGGCCCAUAACCCGGCUCUUCCUCUCACUCAUUCUUUCUCUCCUUUGUGCCCUAAUUAUUGAUAAACCAGGCCGUUCCUAGGCGUGGAAUCAUCAGCACAGUAUCCGAAAAAAAAAUGUAGAGGGAGGGACAAUGAUUGAUCGAUCAGGUACCAAAUUAGGUCACAGUCACUGAGCAGAGUGAGCGGGCUAGACAAGUUUUUUCCUAGGACUAACCUUUCCGGAGCUAUAAAAAUUCUAACGUAAAUAUUGCGGCGGCAGCGCUUAACUUGUUCGGAAGAUGAAAAUUACCUUGUAUAGCUCUAGAUCAUACAUCAGUGUUUUGUAUUGGUUAAUCGAACCUGUAUUUCUCCAACAUUAGAGCUUCCAUGUGUGAAAUGGAGACCACAGAUGCACAUAAAGUCGAUUGCAGUCUUACUAUUGGUCUUCAGACGUGUCUUGGUCAGCGCUGGACACAUGAAGACUUCAGUGACUUUACAGUCGUUGUCGAAGACAUGGAGUUUGAAUGUCACCGAUUUCUCUUAGCUUCAUGUUCCGGUUUCUUCUCUUUGUUAUUACGUAGUGCCAUGAAAGAGAACUUGGAGAAAAAAGUAACUUUAAAAAACAUUACAAAAGAAACUUUUAGUGUCAUUCUCAACUGUAUUUAUAAAGGUGAAGACGGACUGACACUUGAUAAUAUUCUUGAUGUAUGGCAUGCUACUCACAUGUUGGAUAUUACAUACCUCUUUAAAAGUUGUGAAGACUUUAUAUCCUGCAAUAUAAAUGUAGACAACUAUAUAUCCUUCUAUUACCACUCACAGUUUUUAGAUUCGCAAGCCGUUAUAUCAAAGGUUCAUACAUUUAUUCUUGAACAUUUCGACCAUUUUAUGACGACACAAACUUUUCUGGAACUCUCAUUUGAAGACAUUCACACAUUGAUUCAAAGCACGGACCUAUAUGUUAGUUCAGAAAAUGUUGUCAUAGACGCCAUAUUAAAAUGGGUAAAUUUCGAGACGGAAACUAUCUCCGAAAUAAAAGAAAAAACUGAAGCUAAUGCUGCUCAAAAAAUGCCCUUUAUGAUACCAGACUUGACAAAAAGUUCUGACACUCAAAAUGAAGCUGCCCUCUUCAGAAAUGAAAACGACUUAUGCAUAACAGAAAUGAAAAGUCAAAGAGAAAGAGAAACACGUUUACCUACACUGUUGUCGUCUGCUAGACUCUGCUUAUGUAGUGAAAAUUAUUUAGAGAAAUUUCAUUUUAACCCAUUGAUCAUGUCAGACAAGGAUGCACUUAAGUUAGUCAAAGAUGCUUUAUUUUACCAUCGGAAUCCAAAACUUUCUAGUAACGUUCUUAUAAAUUACAGACAAUGUCAUGACAUGCGCAAUGUUAUGGCUUUUGUUAACGAAAAGCAGCUUUACUUCUAUCUUCUUGACAGAAAACAAUCCAUAAUGGUAAUGCAGUUAGAAUCAGACUAUGAAAGUAUAGCUGCCUGUAAAACGACACUUUUACUACAAUCAAAGAGAACAGAAGAACAAGCUCAAGGAAGAUGCUGGUACCACUGCUUUGAUAUCUUGAACGACUGUAAAGAAAUUAAAAAGAAUAUCAUUAAAAUGAAACUGACAAAUGAUUUAGUUUUCCUGUACCAUCAUGAUUAUUUUAUCGUAAUAGCUAAUAAUAUUGGUAAUCAAAUGGUACAGUGUGAAUUAAAAAGUAACGAACGACUUGGUCUGUUGACCAUAGCAACAACCACUCGCCACCAUCUUGCUUAUGCUCUUGUUCAUGAAGAUAACAUUUUAGUGUUUGUUUAUAACUGCCCUGGAACAAGAAUAAAAGUAUAUUCUUUGGACACAUUACAACUCAUUCUUGAAAAGAAUAUAGACGGGGAACCAGAUGGUAUAGCCAGUUUUCGUCAUAAAGAGAGCACAUAUUUCCUUCAAAAUUCCGGACAUCUGUGGUUGAUCGUAGGCAAAAGAGCGGACAUAGAUUUCAUUAGUGUAGCAACUCUUUGGAAUUUCACUUGGAACUUACGUGGAGCUGUUUGUUAUUUGGAUGAGCUGUUUGUGUUUGGAGAAUAUUAUAAUUAUAAUGAAAACGAACAGAUAAUCUCAUCUUAUUUAACUGGUGUUUUUAACGCUAUAAAUGUGGUAGAAAGUAAAUGCAUGUCUAAUGCAGUUUUCUUGAUUAUUUCAAAAGAAAACUAUAAGGAGUUUAUCUAAUGUUUUAGAUUUUUGGCUGCAUUAUUAAUGAUUAACUCUUUCUCUCUUAACCGACGAUACAACCGUUGAUUCCAUCAGAAUGUGGUAAAUCAUUACGGAGAGAAAGAGUUAAUGCUGGGAAAUUCAACUAAUGAAGAACAUAACUAAUGAAAGUUACAAUAUAAAGAUUUUUCCCUUUAAUGUAGAUUUUGUAUACAUGGCGGAGAACUUCCCUACGUAGUAAGCUUUCUAGUGUAUCCUGUGUUAUGCUCUUCCGCGGUGUCUAGUACUUGAAAAUGUAACUGGAGGUAACAGGUCUUCAGACAUUGCCAGUGACAGAUUUUUGUGAAGACAGCUUGCUGCCCAAAGCGCCGAGCGGCAGGGAAGGAUCUGAGUCAUACGUAAGUAAGAACAGCAGAUUAGACUUUUGAAUUAAAGUUUUCAAUAGCACGAUAAGUCACUGUAUAUGCCUCAGAAUAUGUAGAAUCGAUUAGUAAUUGACGCUCGGUGGCUAGAUUAUUGAUUGAGAUUGACGUUGGACAAGAUGUCUGCUGAACAGUAUGAUCAAAACAUCUAAUCAAAACGAGGUGCUGUGGCUAAGUGGUAAAGCGCUUGGCUUCCUGGGUUCGAAUCCUGGUGAAAACUGGAUUUUUUUUUAUUUCGGUAUCUUUAGGGCGGUUCUGAGUCCACCCAGCUCUAAUAGAUAGCUGACAAUAGUUGGGGUUAAGGCGGUUAGUCGUUGUGCUGGCCACAUGACACCCUCGUUGACAGAAGACCACAGAAACAGAUGACCUUUACAUCCUCAGCCUAUAUACCUAUAUACUUCCUUUUUACAAUACCUCUAUUCAAGCUAUAAAGUCAUUCCAUCAUUGAGGGUGAACGCUGAUCUCGAAAACUGCUCUAACAAUGUAUAUCGCUGAGAAAAGAAUUACUAGCUCGUUGGCCACAUGAGGAAAACCCUAGUUAAAUCGUUAUAGUUUUUGAAAGCAAAAAAUAAAUAAAUGUAAACUUUGCCAUAGACUUACAAAUCUAUCUAGGUCUGGAACAUACAUUUUGUAAAAUUAACACCACCUCAACAUCCCUUAUAAUAAGCACUGAGCGGUAUCUACAGACCACCAAAUUCUAGUUUAGAGUACAUGCAAGAACUAUGCAAUCAGUUAACUACGCCUAAAGAGAAAGUAAAAAUUCAGUUUUUUUGGAUUAUGGGUGACUUCAACCUACCUGAUAUAAAUUGGAAAACAUUAACCAUAGUUAACCAUAGAUAAACACCAAAACCUUAAGGAAAUAAAUGAGCUUUUCAUAGAAACUAUACCCAACCUAAAUUUAGAUUACGUUAGAGCAUCGGCGGCCAUGUUGUCAGCUCCCGGCAGGUAACAGGCACUGAAACUGAAGGCCUGCAUCGAUAGUUCUAUUCUCCAUCUCUGGAUUUUGUCCUUUGAAAUCUUGCCUUGAUAGCGAGGGUCAGCAAUUAAAAAAUAUUGACCUUUGCUCAGUGUCAAGUUUGAAAUGAGAACCUAAAAGUUAAUGUCUAUUUCUUGAUAUCUUCAACAAUAGCAAUUUCUUCUUUCUCUAGAGAGGUAUGACAUCUCUCUCUCUAGGAGAUAGUGUUUGAGAAAUUCAUGUAUGUGAUCAAUUAAGGUGUGCAAUAAAAGUGUGUAAUGACUUUAUGUUUGUGAUCAAUUAAGGUGUGCGAUAAAUUUAUGAUUUAUAUAAUUCACGUGUUUAAUGACUUUAUGUUAGCGAUCAAUUAAGAUGUGCAAUAAAUUUAUGUUUUAUAUAAUUCACGUGUGUAAUAACUUCAUGUUUGUCAUCAAUUUACAUGAGUAGACCUAAAUGUAAUUAAUUCAUGUUUGUAUACAAUUCACGUGCGUAAUGAAUUCAUGUUUUUAUACAAUUCACAUGUGUAAUCAGUUAUCUUGGAUCAGUUAUGUAAUUAUAUGUUAUACAGAUCUACUCAUAAUAAAUCUGUCUGAUUUGAAAUAUUUUUACCAAUUGUUUUUGCUUAGCUUUUAGCUUUCUCAAUGCGCUAUGAUCCUAUCACGUGACUGGACCAGCUGCAGAAAGGGGAGGAAAGACGGUGAUAAGAUAGUUGUUUCAGCUGCCCUCAGGGCUC
This is a messenger RNA of Biomphalaria glabrata, 4381 nucleotides long. Its product is annotated as kelch-like protein 7. The coding region runs from base 463 to 2289 and encodes 608 amino acids. The record is from RefSeq and is a predicted model, not a curated record. Gene Ontology annotation, molecular function: protein binding. NCBI's taxonomy places the organism in Eukaryota, Metazoa, Mollusca, Gastropoda, Planorbidae. The transcript is spliced from 2 exons.